GAAUAUAUAUUUUGCGCAGUUUCUGUUAAAUACUGAAGUUAGAAAACCUGUUUCGUUAAUCAUAUUCAAAUUAACAACAUGGGAUGUUACCCUGCAAAAAGGGAAUUGUAUUUCAGAGAGUGGUCGGCUUCCAAGAUCUUGGAGGAAAAGAUGAUUUCAGCACUAAGACACUAGAGGUGCUACUGCUAAAGAAAGGUGUAAUUAGUGAGAAGAAAGAUGAUGAAGAUGACGAAGAUGAUGAUUAUCCUGAGAAUACGUGCAGGACAGUAAGAUCUUCUGUGAAUCAUGAGUCGGACAUUGACUGAGCAGGGAACAACUGCAGUUUUCCAUCAAUUGUCAGUGGUUCUUGCAACCGUAUGAAUUUUCACAGUCAAUUUCCAGUUUGUUGUCUCAAGAAAUUCAUUUUUGCAAA
This is a messenger RNA of Rubroshorea leprosula, 412 nucleotides long. The record is from the annotation of a GenBank genome assembly. Lineage: Eukaryota; Viridiplantae; Streptophyta; Magnoliopsida; Malvales; Dipterocarpaceae.